This is a messenger RNA of Arctia plantaginis, 990 nucleotides long. NCBI's taxonomy places the organism in Eukaryota, Metazoa, Arthropoda, Insecta, Lepidoptera, Erebidae. The record is from the annotation of a GenBank genome assembly.
AUGCAGGGUUCAACGAAGAACAAACUGUCUGAACUCCAAACCAUUAUUAGCAGGAUGCCUUUAGAAUUAUUCUGUGUGGCAGCCCUGCCUGAGUUUGGUGUUCGUUGGCGAGAUGUGUCCAAAGCAGUCCGCAAUGCAAGGCUGCCGAUGCAACCAGCAAGUGUAGCCCGUGUGUUGUGCAGACAUAUUGCUAAAGCACUCAGUGGAGAUGAAAUUGAGGAUAUUGUUGCAAGACUACGUCUCAAAUUGGUGGCAACCCAGACUCGAAAUUGGCACGUGAUCCGUCUCACAGAAAAGACCACAGAUGAACCGGUGACUAACACUAUCAGAGCCCUCCAAGGAAGAGUGAUGCAGACCCUCCGGAAGAACAAAAGAGGCAUGCGCCCUGAGGUCCAAACUGUGCUGUUGGGUGAUCUUAUGUAUUUAAGUGUACAACUGGUCUCCGAUCAAAAGGAAGGAUCUAUCCUGUAUGUGGCAACACCUCCGGGGGAACCGGUGGCAUUGGUAUCAAGCACCUCUAUGGCAGGGCUUCUGAAAGCUUGUGUAGAAGGUCUGGGCUACAAGAAAUACGUAAACGCCAACUUAUACGGACGCGAUGUGAAAUCACUCCUGCGCAUCAACAACGGCUCUUGGACAGCGAACGCUGAUCACUUGACAGAAAUACCUGAAUACGCUCCGGUCCCAAUCAUCACCAACACCGGCAUAGACUACACCAACAAAGCAUACGAUGAAAAUUAUGUAGAAAAUCUUCUGGGACCAGACCCUCCAUUGAUAACCGACUUAAAUAUAAAAACAACGAAGAAUUUCUUUGAUAGAAGCCGUUUGGACAAACAGAUAAGUCUAUCAGUUAAUAUUAAGACCGAUGAUGUGGCUAAGUCGCUUAAAUGCUGGGUCAGUAAAGGCGCCUUGGCACCUACAAGUGAUUUCUUUCAUAUUUUUAGACAGAUUAAAUCGAAUAAAAUCAGUUAUGAUCGAGAGGAUUCCGAUUAA